Molecule: messenger RNA, 2157 nt
Organism: Clupea harengus (Atlantic herring)
Lineage: Eukaryota; Metazoa; Chordata; Actinopteri; Clupeiformes; Clupeidae
Gene: rhof
Product: ras homolog family member F
Biological process (GO): small GTPase-mediated signal transduction
Molecular function (GO): GTPase activity; GTP binding
Source: RefSeq, a predicted model, not a curated record
CCUAAGAUGGGCACCCUUUUGUCAAACGUAACUGGCAAACUUUUGUCCUUGCACUUCUUUAAAAAAAAAAAAAAAAAAAAAAAUUCCAAUGUAAAAUAUGGUUGUGGCUAACUCAGAAAAUGCCCAGAGUCAAAGUAUGUGGGAUUUCAGAUAAAUCCAGCGAGACACUUCCCGAACAUGUAAUGAUUCCCGCCCAUGUAAUGAUUCGUUAGUUAGUCUGAAUGAGUGAUUUUGCCAGUCAACUCAUGUGUAUUUGUAUAAAACAUGCUACCCAUUCAGGCCUCAUUUCUUCAACCAUACAGAACAAUGAAAUCCACAUGGGGACAAUGUAAUAAACCACUAAUUACAAAUGGUGGUUUUCUUAUUUAGUGGGGAUAAGGUGGGGGCGUGAAGAAAACCUUUUGCUCGCUUUUUACUUUAAAUUAAACUUUAUUGUAAUUAUGCAGAGUAGUGGAACAAAGACAUUGAAACACAGUUAGCAUCUAAUCAGAAGUUCAAGAAGUUGCUUUAUUUAGAUAAUGUCUGAAUAAUGUCUAUCUGUGAAGCCACUGUUUUGCCGGUCGGCCAUCUCAUCCCGCCCUGUUCUGACACUCAUGAGAUGACAACAGGAGAGAGAGAGAUGGAGGGAGGAAGUGGAGGAGGCAGUGGCAGAGACCUACGUCAGCUAGCGCUCUACUCUCACUGGGAGCUACGCGCGUGGUGAGAGGCAGAGGUGAGGCGGGGUGAAAACGGUGUCGGGCGCUUACCUACACCAGACAUGCCCAGACUUCGUGCGCUGGUUGACGUGCUAAAAGGGCUCCAUCAGGGACAUGCUGUAGCGCUAGACUGAGCAGCAGUUAGAAAGCUGGGCUGAUCUGGUCACACGCUGGGAACAGGAAUUUCACCUGUGGGGGGGUGACUAUGACACAUAAUGGGUCGGUGGUGACCAACGGCACCUCCGCCAAGGGGCACGAGCUGAAGAUCGUGAUUGUGGGGGACGGGGGCUGCGGAAAGACCUCCCUGCUCAUGGUCUACGCCAAAGGAAACUUCCCAGAGAAAUAUGCCCCAUCUGUGUUUGAGAAGUAUGUCACCACAGUGUCUCUCGGUGGGAAGGAGAUUCAGCUCAACCUGUACGACACGGCAGGCCAAGAAGACUAUGAUCGCUUGAGGCCUCUGUCCUAUCAGAAUGCAGAUAUGGUGCUGGUGUGUUAUGAUGUGAUGAACCCAACCAGUUUUGACAAUGUCUUAAUUAAGUGGUACCCUGAGGUGCAUCACUUCUGCCGGGACGUUCCUCUAGUCCUGAUUGGAUGCAAGACGGACCUCAGGAAAGACAAGGAGCAAACCAGGAGGCUCAAAGCCUCUGGACUGGAUCCAAUCACCUACAUGCAGGGACAGGAGACGCAGCAGCAGAUUCACGCUGACGUCUAUCUGGAGUGCUCCGCCAAGUACCAGGACAACGUGGAGGACAUUUUCCGGGAGGCCACCAAGAGAGCGCUGGCUGCCCGCCGCAAGAACAAGCAGAGGAAGAAGAAAAUAUGUUCCAUCCUAUGACUGCAGAGUAAUGCAGAACCAUAAAGAGAACCAAAGGACAUGUUCUCAUGGCAAGAGCUCAACGUUUGACGAGGCACAGUCAAAUGCAUUCAUGUGCCUGUUGACACAUUGCGUGCCAUAAGUACUUACAUAGCUUAUUUUGUAGAGUAUAUUUUGAUAUAUAUGUCUCUCAGGAUUUUGUAUAAGAGAAAAUGUUGCCAUUUCCAUGGUGCCCUGUAGUGUUGUAAAACUCUGAGGUCCUAUAGUGUUUUGAUAUUGAGAUGUUCAGGCUUUUUGUGGUUGUAAGUAUGAAUCGAAUGUAAGUGCAGGAGAAGGUCACUUCUCUGUUCUCAGACCUCAGACUGUUGAGCUGCCCAGCCUUUCACCCUCACAGAAGACCUUAAAACAGAUAGCGAGGAAGAGGAGUGGUGAAGAUGAUGCAAACACAGAGAUGGAGCCUUCACCAGCCACAUGGGAACUCUGGGGUAUCUGCUGGGUCAGAUGUUUAAGCUGCUAGUACCAGAGACUGGUGUGGGAAAGUUACUGUACAAGACUCAUUACACUGAUGGGUCGGGUUCUCUGUAGGGUCAAACAUCUGUCAAACUGUUGGCAGUUAAAAGUGAUAGGUACAUGAAUCAUAGGAACUGU